Messenger RNA from Lucilia cuprina (Australian sheep blowfly), 2391 nucleotides. Its product is annotated as transmembrane protein 164. Lineage: Eukaryota; Metazoa; Arthropoda; Insecta; Diptera; Calliphoridae. The transcript has 4 exons. Bases 375 to 1604 code for a protein of 409 amino acids. The record is from RefSeq and is a predicted model, not a curated record.
AACCAAAAAUAAUUUAUAUUAAAGAAAGCGAAAAGAAAAAAAUAAUAAAAAAACUUAAGUGAAUAUUAAUGUUUAAUAUAAGAAAACAAUAUGUGCGUUUUUAAAAAAUGGCUACCGUUCCAAAAAUAUCCUAAUUAUCGGAUUAUUUGAUUUCGGCUACAUACUUUAAGUAGAAAUAAUAAUUUGCUGUAAAAAAUUGUUAUUAGGUCAUAUUAAGAAACAUGUUUUUAUGCUGAAAUUUAAGAAAUAAAACAAAAAACUGGAGGCCUUUUUAGUGAUAAAACUAUAGCAGACUUAUAAACGAAAUCCUUGGGAGCUUAAAAUUAAAUAAAUUUUGUAAUUAAAAGCUUGUCAAGGAUCAGUGACACAACACAAUGGAUUGGAGUUGGGCUGUUGGUGGUGUAACAAAUGAAACACCACGUACAAUGGGACCGGAAUGUGAAAAUUACAUGACCGAUCGUAGACGUUGGAUAGAAGCGGUUUUAUUUUGUAUUCUCUUCACAUGCAUUAUCAAAUGGGCUACGAAACGUAUGGAACCCAUACAAAUACCAGAUGCCAAAGAGCUCGAGAAACCACACUCAACGACACGUCUAAUGCUUUUGAUAUUUAUGACGUUUAUAUUUGGCAUAGAAAUGGGUUUUAAAUUGGCAAAUAGAUCUGUGAUAUUCGUUUUAAAUCCUUGUCAUAUCCAAACAUUAGUGCAAAUAUAUCUUUUAGCCGCAAAGCCUAAUAAAUUGACGAUAACAUUAUUUAGAAUACAAAUGAACAAUUUAAAUGGACCAGUUUUGGCUUUUGUAUUCCCCGAAGUCGAUUGCAGAACAUUGCCCUUCGAACAGGCAACAUAUUGGAUACAACAUGCCAUGCUAUAUAUAAUACCGGUCUACAUUAUAAGAACGGGAGCUUAUCAAGUGGAAGAUAUAAAAGACUUUAAUUGGGCAAUAAUAGGUGUAGAGACACAAUUAAUAUAUCAUUUUGGAGUUUUAAAUUUUUUUUCAAUACGGACUGGCAUCAAUUUAAAUCAUAUGUUAUGUGCCGCUGAAUCGGAUCCUUUUCAAGGCGAUAACUAUCGUAUAGCCGCUGUGAUACAUGAGUCAAUUCUUUGUCCCAUUUUAAAUAAACUGACUGUACUAAUUUUUAGUACACCAAAAAGUAUACAAUAUAGUACGGCAACAGUGCGUAACCAUAUGCAACAAAUUAAAAAACAUGAACAACAGCAACAACAACAGUAUACAAAGUUAACAGCAAAUACAACAACUACAACCACAUUACAUCAAAAUCAACCGGCCAUUAGUGAAACAAAAUAUUUUGCAGAUGAAAGAUCGAGAUUAGCAACAACAACAGCAACAACAAAUCUAAUACAUCGUAAAACAGCAAAUGCAACAGAUUAUCAACAACAUCAUCAUCAUCAUCACCAUUCACCACAACAUCAAUUACAACAACACUUAUCCGAACACGAAGCCAAGGUAGAGACUGUAUUUAAAGGUGAUUAUAUACUAGAACCAGACGACAUGGACAUGGAAGUCAUAGAUGCCUCAUCAACGUCUACUACUACUAAUGCUAACAUAACGGCUGAAUAUACAAUGCCCACGACUAAAAUUGAUUAGUAUUUAUAGCAAUUUCAAAGAGUAUUUAUGGUCCGACCGAUCUAAACAUUAGUCAAUAUUCGAAAAAAGGAGUUAUUCUUAAAGAAUAAGAAGUUUUAUUGGAGUUUUAAAGUAAUUUUUUUUUUUUAAUAUUUUCGAAUUUUUCUAAAUGUUCACAAAACUUUCGAUUCAGAACUAUAAAGCAUUAGAUUUUCCGAUUUUUCAUUAAAUUUUAAUGAAAUAUUUUAAAAAACUUUCGAUUUUUAAACAAAAUUUUGAAAUUGUCAAAAAAAGGAGUUAUUCAUAAAGAAUAAGAAGUUUUUUCUUGGAGUUUUAAAAAAUUUUUUUCAAAUAUUUUCGAAUUUUUCAAAACUUUCACAAAACUAUCGAUUAAGAACUAUAAAGCAUUAGCUUUUAAUUUUUUUUUUUUUUGAAAUCGAAUCGCCAAAAGUGUUUCCUUUGAGAGUGCAGGCUAACGAAAUUUGAUAAUUUCUUCAUAUCAUCAAGUAUGAAAACGCCCCCAUUCCGAGUGCAGGCCAACAAAAUUUCAUAAAAGUGGGAAACUAAAGAUACAUUUCUGAAGCAUCGAGCUCCCCUAAAAAUCUAAAAGUGCAAUAUACAAAUAACCUUCCAUAGUCCAUAGAUUCUGCUUUCUGAAAUGUAUUUUCGAUACGAAAACUUAUCGAUCAAGUAUUCUUAGGGCGAGUUUUUCUGAUAAAGAUAAUCUUCAUUCUUUGGUUAAACCUGGUUUAAUAUAUGUUUCGUGUUUUUCAGUUAUCAGUAAAGUUACUUAUUAUCUUAGUUUAAG